ACCCCUACGCCUCCUCAAGUCCAACAAUGGCUCCGCGCGUGGGCCUCCUCCCGCACGCGCUCCUCGCCUCCUCCAUCUCCUCCCGAGUUCUCAACUCGCCUCCUGCUCGCCUCCCUUAUCCUCCCUUCCCCACCUACCGCCGGUUCGCCUCCGCUCCACCGCGCCUCCGGCCUGGGUGCCAGCCGCCUCUCCUUACCGCGUCCGCCAUGUCGUCGUCGGCCCCCGCCGGGAAUCCCUACGCCGCGGAGCUCGCCGCCGCCAAGAAGGCCGUCGCACUCGCCGCCCGCCUCUGCCAGAUGGUGCAACAAGACAUUGUGCAAUCUGGCGUUCAGUCUAAGGCAGACAAAAGUCCUGUCACGGUGGCCGAUUAUGGAUCUCAAAUAUUGGUCAGUCUUGCCUUGAAGAUGGAAGUACAAUCUGACUCAUUUUCAUUGGUGGCUGAGGAGGACUCGGAAGAAUUGAGAAAAGAUGGUGCUGAAGAAAUUUUGGAAAAUAUUACUGAUCUUGUGAAUGAAACCAUCUUUGAUGAUGGUUCAUAUAGCAUCUCAUUUUCCAAGGAAGGUAUCCUCUCUGCGAUUGAUGAUGGAAAGUCUGAGGGAGGCCCAUCCGGACGACAUUGGGUGCUAGAUCCAAUCGAUGGGACAAAAGGUUUCUUAAGGGGUGACCAGUAUGCAAUUGCACUAGCUCUGCUUGAUGAAGGUAAAGUUGUCUUGGGUGUAUUGGCUUGUCCAAAUCUUCCUUUGUCAUCAAUAAGCAACCUCAAUGGUAGCUCUUCGGGGGAUCAAGUUGGUGCCCUGUUUUCUGCUACAAUUGGUUGUGGGGCUGAAGUAGAGUCCCUAGAUGGCUCUCCGCCACAAAAGAUUAGUGUUUGCUCCACCGAAAAUCCAGUCAAUGCCUCAUUCUUCGAAUCCUAUGAAAGUGCUCACUCCAUGCAUGAUUUGACUAGCUCUAUUGCAGAGAAACUUGGGGUUCAAGCUCCUCCUGUUAGAAUUGACAGUCAAGCAAAAUAUGGUGCUCUGGCCCGAGGUGAUGGUGCCAUUUACUUGCGCUUUCCACACACAGGUUAUAGAGAGAAGAUAUGGGACCAUGCAGCUGGCUCAAUUGUAGUGACAGAAGCUGGAGGUAUAGUAACAGAUGCUGCAGGAAAUGAUUUGGAUUUCUCCAAAGGGAGAUAUCUUGAUCUUGACACAGGCAUCAUCGCAACAAACAAGCAGUUGAUGCCGUCGCUCCUAAAGGCUGUCCAAGAGUCUAUCAAGGAGAAAAACCAGGCUGCUUCCCUCUUGUAGCUGUUAUAGUGAUCAACAAAAAUGUUAGUUGCAAUACUGUUUCCCAUUCGUACUGUGUCAUACAGGGGCACAGCCUUUCGUUGUGACAUUGCAAUUUCAUGUUGUACCGUAUUUGUUACAUCUACCCAAUGGGUGAUCAGGCACCACUCUUUUUACUGAACAAAAACAAUCGGAGAAGUUCAUUCAAUUUGCUUCA
Molecule: messenger RNA, 1482 nt
Organism: Phragmites australis (common reed)
Lineage: Eukaryota; Viridiplantae; Streptophyta; Magnoliopsida; Poales; Poaceae
Product: 3'(2'),5'-bisphosphate nucleotidase
Exons: 8
Coding region: 27-1286 (419 amino acids)
Biological process (GO): sulfate assimilation; phosphatidylinositol phosphate biosynthetic process
Molecular function (GO): 3'(2'),5'-bisphosphate nucleotidase activity
Source: RefSeq, a predicted model, not a curated record